ACAGCCAUGACUACCUUUCCUAUUCUUUUAUUACCCCCAAAAUGUCUACAUCACACACUGAAAAGUAUGAAGCAUAUGGAUUUCAUCUACUUCUCAUUUGCGUCGAAAAAGUGCAUGAAUCAUGCAAUAGAUGUAAAUAUCAAAACAACUAGUCUAAACAUGGGAUGUAUACAGAGCCCCGACUAUAUAGUAGUUGAAGCCACAUUCAAAGACAGACAGUCUGCAGGAUUCCAUGUUAAUACUGAUAUGCACCUGACUGCUGGAGGAGAUCGAGAUUGCUCGGAACAAAUUUCACCGAUGGAAACAACAUAUAAUGCUGAUGGACGUCUAAUGAGAUCGGCACCUGAAUAUCGAAAAAUGCCGAAGAUCACACUUCACGAACUGAUUGAGCAUUUUCUAGUUUUAGUCCAUAGGCCCAGAAUCCAAUAUCUGAGUUUUAAAAACUGUAUGUUGGAUUUAAAUUCAAUCAGUGAGAUAUUCAAAGGAUUCCCUAUAGGAAUAUUGAACAUUUCUGCUGAAAGAUACGAUUCCAAUGAGAAUACGUUCUACAGUCAGAUUUUACACAAUUUUGCGGACCAAACGGAACAAUUUGCUAUCGAAUACGGUGGAAUAUUUCACAACAGACAGCAGAUUCACGAGCUAUUGGCCAGAGAUCUUCAUUGUGUAGUGUUCACAAAAAUGGCGCCUUCUUCCUUGCAAAUAGUAAACGCUACACGUAUUGUACUAGAUUUUCAAGUUGAACCCCAAUUUCUGAACGAAUUCAUAAAACUCUGGCAGCGAGGUUCCAACCCCAGGAUGAAAUAUUUUCAGGCUAGAGUUGAUGUUAAAAAUGAACAAUGCGGAUCACAAAUACUCAAUGGAGUUGAGACAUUUUCCUUCGAGGAAUAUGGUAGAAGAGCCAAGGGAAAAACAGCCAGGAUUUUUUUGAGGAAGAAUGGAUUGUUUAAAAUGUAUGUUGGUGUUUGAUUUGAUUUUCUAUUAAUAAAGUAUAAAAAUGAAUAA
Molecule: messenger RNA, 1002 nt
Organism: Caenorhabditis elegans
Lineage: Eukaryota; Metazoa; Nematoda; Chromadorea; Rhabditida; Rhabditidae
Gene: fbxb-69
Product: F-box associated domain-containing protein
Exons: 2
Coding region: 7-966 (319 amino acids)
Source: RefSeq, marked reviewed